AUGAGUACUGCACAAUCAACUGACGGAACCCCGGAUCGCAAGUGUCACGUGACACGGGAACGGGCCCGCCAGUUCGUGCGAGAAGUCCUGCAGGGGAAUGGAGUGCCUGAAGAGAAUUCAAACAUCAUAGCGGAUUGCUUGAUCCAGGCCGACUUGCGCGGUGUCGACACCCAUGGCAUGAACCGUAUCCCUUCUUACAUGGAACGGAUACGGCAUGGGGUCCUGGAUCCGGUCGCAGAGCCGGCGUUCCAUCAGAUCACACCCGUGGUUGGACAGGUCGACGGUCGAAAUGCGUUCGGCUUUCUGUGCGCGCAUCUGGGCAUGAAGCAUGCGAUUGAGAUGGCAAAGACGUACGGCAUCGGCAUGGUCAGUGUCAAACACUCGAACCAUUUCGGCAUGUCGGCGUGGAUCGUCCAGCAGGCUAUCGAUGCCGGGAUGAUGAGCUUGGUCUUCACAAACUCGAGUCCGGCAUUGCCCGUAUGGGGAGGUAAGGAGAAGCUUAUGGGCGUGAGCCCGAUCGCUUGCGGUGCACCUGCUGGCGAGGCGCCGCCUUUCAUCCUCGAUAUGGCCCCUAGUGUUGCCGCGAGAGGCAAGAUUUACAAAGCGAAGAGACGUGGUGAGAAGAUUCCGCUCGACUGGGCGUUGGACAAGGAUGGCAAGCAGACCGAUGACCCAGCUGCGGCCCUGGAGGGCGUCAUGCUUCCCAUGGGCGGGCCCAAGGGGUCAGGUCUCUCCAUCAUGAUGGACAUCUUUUCUGGCGUGCUGUCGGGCAGUGCAUUUGCGGGACACGUCGCCAACCCCUACGACCCAAGCAGACCCGCGGACACAGGGCAUUUUCUCGUCGCCAUCAAACCAGACCUGUUCAUGAGCCUGGAUGACUUCAAGGCCCGCAUGGACUACCUGUAUCAGCGCGUCGUGGGAUCCGAGAAGAUGGUUGGUGUGGACCGAAUUUACUUUCCGGGAGAAAUUGAACAGGUCACGGCUGCUGAAAGGUCAAAGACGGGCAUUCCGCUGGUGAAAGCAGAGGUAGAUGCAUUGAACGCCGAGGCUGAGAGAGUGGGCAAGCCUCAACUUGUACUCUUGGAUGGCUAG
Molecule: messenger RNA, 1092 nt
Organism: Cladophialophora carrionii CBS 160.54
Lineage: Eukaryota; Fungi; Ascomycota; Eurotiomycetes; Chaetothyriales; Herpotrichiellaceae
Exons: 1
Coding region: 1-1092 (363 amino acids)
Molecular function (GO): oxidoreductase activity
Source: RefSeq, a predicted model, not a curated record